Alnus glutinosa is the source of this 650-nucleotide messenger RNA. Its product is annotated as prefoldin subunit 6. The transcript has 5 exons. Gene Ontology annotation, molecular function: protein-folding chaperone binding. Gene Ontology annotation, biological process: chaperone-mediated protein complex assembly; protein folding. Lineage: Eukaryota; Viridiplantae; Streptophyta; Magnoliopsida; Fagales; Betulaceae. The record is from RefSeq and is a predicted model, not a curated record. Gene Ontology annotation, cellular component: prefoldin complex; cytoplasm. Bases 78 to 470 code for a protein of 130 amino acids.
UGUUCAAUAUUGGCCCUAUUCUAGUUCAAAGUUCAAACCAAGGAAGACAACAGCAGCAGAAGAAGAAGCGAGCACAAAUGGCUUCCUCAAGCGCUCUUCGAGAGCUACAGCGCGAAUUGGAGACCAAGGCUAACGAUCUCAGCAAACUCCAAAAAGAUAUUGCGAAGAAUCACCAAGUGAGAAAGAAGUACACUAUCCAGCUCGGCGAGAACGAGCUCGUCCUCAAGGAGUUGGAUCUGCUGAACGAAGAUGCAAAUGUCUACAAAUUGAUCGGUCCGGUGCUUGUGAAGCAGGAUUUGGCAGAGGCGAAUGCGAAUGUGCGGAAGAGAAUUGAAUAUAUCUCUGCUGAAUUGAAACGACUUGAUGGAACUCUUCAAGAUUUGGAGGAGAAGCAAAAUAGCAAGAAGGAUGCGAUGUUUAAGUUACAACAGAGGAUUCAAUCUCUCCAGGCUGGAAAAGCCAAGGCUUAGUUUGCUUUCCCGCUAAUGUUCGAGCUUUAAUGUGUUUAUAAAUCUCUGUGGAGGCUUGGAUGUAGUUACUUGUUUCUAUUUGAAGCUGCAUUGCCAUUACAAACCCUUAUUACUGUCACUAGCAACUGUGGGAUGUUAAAUUUUUUGUACCAAUUAUCGAUUUCAUUUUUGUUCUGGCUA